AUGGCCGAGGCUGUGAUCAGACCCACCGCAGCCCCUGCGGUCCCAGCUCCAGAGCCUCCGCAUGCGGCACUGCCCGCGGAACCGCAGCCUGCCAAGUACGACAAGCUUCUGGCUCCUCCUAUCAAUUGCGCCACCGUGAGUGGGUCUAUUGAAGGUGCUGCAUUGAAGACCUCACUGGUCAAAGUUGCUGGUGAGAUGUUCUGGAUGCGCCACCAUUUGCACGACCGCUUAAUGGACAAAGUCAUCGCAGGGGACUACGAGGCAGAUCUGUUUGCAAAUGUCAGGCCUUUCCUCAAUACUGCUUGCACGAUUAAGCGAGGAACGGUUAUCGAUGUCGGGGCAAACCACGGCGUCUAUGCCAUUUUAGCCGCAAACAUGGGAUGUAGAGUCGUUGCAUACGAGAUACAGCCUCGUUUGACACCACUCAUCGAAUACAACGCUUGCAUCAAUCGCUUGGGUGAGUCUGUUGUCUUGCGUCCGUUCGGUGUGGCAAGCACGCCCUCGCUUGCAAAGUUUACCGCGACGGACGCCUCAGGCACUUACAAAGGUAGAAGUGCCGGCAACAACAACCAGGGCAAAGCCUUUCGAAACACCGGAUGGCUGGGUGCAUUUGUGAACAAGGGGGGCCAGGUCACGGAAGAUGACCCAAAUGCUGUGAAGCUCGUCACACUGGAUGAAGAAGGAACCAGGCUCGGCAUCAAGUGGGUCGACGUCUUGAAGCUGGAUGUGGAUGGUUUCGAACUGGAUGCCAUCAAUGGUGCCUGGGAGCUGCUAGCACGUACUUCUUUCUUCCAGUUUGAGAUCAAUGCCGGGGACUGGCGUUCGCCUUCAAAAGCCGCAGACUAUGUACCUAUGCUGGUGCGUCUUAGCAAACUCUUCAAGCUAUUCCUCUUGCAUCCAAGAGGAUCGGCAACUCGGAACAGAGCAUAUGGAAACUUGUAUGCACUCUGCCCAGAUUCGAGCGCCUCAUGUAUGAAGGCUUUCGUGGACGAGGUCGUUGCGCAUAGCAACGACAACAUCUUCUGCUUUCGAAUACCUUGA
Messenger RNA from Symbiodinium sp. CCMP2592, 1041 nucleotides. The record is from the annotation of a GenBank genome assembly. NCBI's taxonomy places the organism in Eukaryota, Dinophyceae, Suessiales, Symbiodiniaceae.